Messenger RNA from Hibiscus syriacus, 961 nucleotides. RefSeq lists its product as uncharacterized. The transcript has 4 exons. NCBI's taxonomy places the organism in Eukaryota, Viridiplantae, Streptophyta, Magnoliopsida, Malvales, Malvaceae. The record is from RefSeq and is a predicted model, not a curated record. The coding region runs from base 312 to 947 and encodes 211 amino acids.
UCUUGCUCUUGCCUCUUUCACAGCCUGUCAAACCCUGAAUCCUUUUCACUAAGAAAACAAACUUUGAAAACUCUGAAGAGCUGUUUCCAUGUCUUAAACAAUACAAUCCAUUUUGGCUGCGUGUUUUUAGUUAUCUCCGUCCUCGAAAUAAAAGGGUUUCAUCGUUGUUAGCCCUUCUAAUCUGGGUGUUCUCCGCAUUUGCUUCUUCAUCAAUAGAUCUACUUAUACGGAUGGGAAAAUAUCAGAUGCUUCAGCUCUGAGCACUUUUGUUCAAUGAAUUGCUUCUUUGAAGAGAUUUUCUCUUGCAGGCCAUGGGAACCAAAGUCGGGUACCGUGGGAUAACCACAAUAGCAAAUUCACAGGGCGGCCGCAAUUUUUCUCUGCAUUUCAUGGAUGAUUAUUUCAAAGAAAGUUCCAUGGAUGGGGUGCUGAAAAUUAGGGUUACUAACAUGGAGUCGAUCAAGAAGACGAUGCAAAUGCAUGAAGAUAUGUUCAAACACCAGGUACGAGAACUUCAUCGACUGUACAAUGUUCAAAAGAUGCUGAUGGAUGAACUAGAAAGGGAAAUCAGCACAAACAAAUUGUGGGCAACUUCAACGACCCACUCCAGGGGCAAGAGUGGCAGUUGCUCCGACGAUCACAUCCGAGUCACGAAAACGGAAAUGGGGUUCGAUCUGGGGAGACCGGUCGGAGAAAACUCCGACGAAGAUAGUGAAAUCGAGCUGACAUUAAGCAUCGGCGGCGGUUCAAGCAAGAAGAAGAAGACGGUGAAAAACUCCCAAUCCAAGGCCUAUAAUCAAUCCGAUGGUGAAGAAAUCAGGGAAGUUGGUUCACCAGGUUCGUUUAAAUCAAAGAAAGGAGAAGAUUUCAAUGGACCUGACACUUCGUUAUUGAGUUCUCCAUGGUUUAAGCAUAAACAAGAUUUGACACCUUUGAACAAUAUUUAGUUUUCCUUCAUAAU